Molecule: messenger RNA, 2633 nt
Organism: Biomphalaria glabrata
Lineage: Eukaryota; Metazoa; Mollusca; Gastropoda; Planorbidae
Product: probable ATP-dependent RNA helicase DDX10
Exons: 20
Coding region: 166-2502 (778 amino acids)
Biological process (GO): rRNA processing
Cellular component (GO): nucleus
Molecular function (GO): ATP binding; nucleic acid binding; RNA helicase activity
Source: RefSeq, a predicted model, not a curated record
UUAGCACAAAUAUCUCAGUCUUACUGGCAAUGCUUCCGCUUUUCGGUGUUUACAUUUAGCAACCCAACCACGUUUGUUUUGCUUGUCGAUGUCAAAAAUAUAGAAACUAGAAAAUCUAUAACAGACUAGAUCUAGACUAUAAUCUAUAUUAACAAAAAAAAAAAAAUGAAGGCAAAAAUGCAAAAAUUUUCUUUUGAAAAAAAGAAAACAAAAACAUCUUUGACAAAAAAAAGUAAAGAUUUCAAAAAAAUUCAAGAAAAGAGGAAAAAGAAAAAGAAGAAUCAUGAUGACGAGGAAAUCGAAGCAUUGAAUUUGCAACUUUGGCCCCCUUUGGGGCAACCUAAAGAUAAUACACCACCAAAAGAAAUUAAACUUUUUAGUGAUCUACCAAUUUCAAAGAAAACUUUAGAAGGGUUGAAAACACACAACUUUAUAACCCCAACAGACAUUCAGAGAGAAUCUUUACUCUAUGGUCUUAAAGGCCAUGACAUAUUGGGAGCUGCUAAAACGGGUUCUGGAAAAACUUUAGCAUUUCUUAUUCCGAUUCUAGAAACUCUGUUCAAGCAGCGGUAUACCCCAAGCUUUGGAAUGGCAGCAUUGAUCAUUUCACCAACUAGAGAAUUAGCAUAUCAGUCAUUUGAUGUCCUGAAAAAAAUAGGCAAAUUUCAUGAUCUUUCUUUUGGUUUAGUCACUGGAGGAAUGCUUUUGAAAGAAGAAGCCAAGAGAAUGAAUAGCACCAAUAUUGUCAUUUGUACUCCAGGACGUUUGCUUCAACAUUUUGAACAGACUCCAAAUUUUACAGCUGAUGACUUAAAAAUUCUUGUUCUUGAUGAAGCAGACAAAAUUCUCCACUUGGGCUUUGCAGACACAAUGAAUGCAAUUAUUGAAGCUUUACCUAAACAAAGACAGACAAUUUUAUUUUCAGCCACUCAAACUAGGUCAGUGAAAGAUCUAGCACGACUAAGCUUAAAGAAACCCAUUUAUGUGUCUGUACAUGAAAAAGCCAAAGAAACAACACCAACAAGUUUAGAACAGCGCUAUAUAGUUUGUAAAAUGCAAGAUAAAGUCAAUACUUUGUGGUCUUUUAUAAAAAGUCAUAAACACAAAAAAAUUCUGGUCUUUCUGUCCUGCUGUAAACAGACAAGGUAUCUUUACCAAGUGUUUAAAAAGAUGCAUCCAGGUUUAACCAUAUUAUGCAUGCAUGGUCAUAUGAAGCAGCACCAGAGAAUGGAAGUUUAUGACAGUUUUUCACGUAAACAACAUGCUGUUUUGCUGGCUACUGAUGUGGCUGCCCGUGGUCUAGACUUUCCUGCAGUUAAUUGGGUAGUUCAGGUUGAUAAACCCGAAAAUGUGGAGACAUAUAUCCACAGAGUGGGAAGAACUGCCAGGUAUGAGAAAUCAGGAGAGGCUCUGCUUUUAUUAUUGCCUGCAGAAGAAAAAAAAAUGGUCGAAGAUUUAAUUAAAAGAAAAAUUCCUAUCGUGAAAUUGAAAGUCAAUCGCAAGCAACUAUUUGAUGUUACCAAAAAGUUAGAGAGUCUGUGUGCUUCAAAUAAAGAUCUGAAAGAUAAUGCUCAGCGAGCUUUCAUUUCAAGCAUGAAAACACUUUAUGUCCUUGAUAAACCAAGUUUUCACUCAGUAGACUUAGAUGCUUAUGCUGUUUCAUUAGGUUUGGUUCAAGCUCCAACACUCCCUUUUAUAGGCAAACUUAAAAGCAAGGUGAAAGGUCAAGGGGAAAAAGAAAGAAAUGUUACUGAUGGUUCUCAAAAUUCUGAAUUUGAAAAGAGUGAAAAUAUUGAGAGAACUAUUGCUCUUGAUUUUGGCAUGAAUGAAGAUGAUGACAAUGACAACAUUUAUAACAUAGUGAAAGAUGUACAGGAAGAUGAAUUCAGUUCUGAGAAAAUGGAACAGGGUUUGGUGCCAGAUGAACCUUCUAAAAAGAAAAAAUCAUCAGCAAAGAGUAAAUUAAAACUGCUAAAAUAUACAACAAGAAUAACAUUUGAUGAAGAUGGUAAUCCAGAAGGUGAAGAUAAAGAUGAAGAUGUUGGUGGUCUUAAUAUAGACGAGGCUAAAGAAAGAAUGAAACAGCAAGACAUGUUGGAUAAAGAAUUACACAGACAGAAUGUCAAGGAAAAACAUCGGGAAAAACGACUUAAGCUUAAAGAAAAAAGACGCUUGUUGGAAAUGGAGAAACGUGGACAGUCAGUAACAGAAAAUGAUGAAACUCAUGAUACUUAUGAGGAAACCUAUGCCUCUACUGAUUCCAAUAGUGAAUCGUCAGAUGAUGAGCCCAAGCCCAAAAAAGUCAGAUUAGAAGAUAAAGAAGACACAUUACAAGAAAUGACUUCAGAAGAGAGUGAUGACAGUGAAAAUACAACAGAUAAUGAUGAUGAAGGUGAAGAUAUUGGUGAUGAUGGUGAAGACAUAACCAAGAUAGAUGAACCUGAUGAUGACAUUCACAAAACUGAAGCUGCAGUUUUGGCUCUAUUAGGAACAAAUCCUUAGAAAUAGUGUAAGAGUUGUGUUUCAAAGUCAUUUUUCGUUUUAUUGAAACUGUAUGAUGAAGAGGGAAAUGUUCAAAUGUGUAAAUAAAACUGAAAGAAUGUCAGCAAACUUGUUGCUGUCAAAGAAAAGCU